Messenger RNA from Hippocampus zosterae (dwarf seahorse), 3606 nucleotides. Its product is annotated as basal cell adhesion molecule-like. Gene Ontology annotation, cellular component: plasma membrane; cell-cell junction. Bases 215 to 2038 code for a protein of 607 amino acids. The transcript has 16 exons. Lineage: Eukaryota; Metazoa; Chordata; Actinopteri; Syngnathiformes; Syngnathidae. Gene Ontology annotation, biological process: cell-cell adhesion. Gene Ontology annotation, molecular function: cell adhesion molecule binding. The record is from RefSeq and is a predicted model, not a curated record.
UACUGCGAGCGUGUACGAGAGAGAGCGAGCGAGCGAGAGAGAGUGUGAGAGAGAGAGAGAGAGCUUUCCAGUUCCAAAAAGAAGACCCAAGCUUCACAACAGCUACUUGCUUGCCUGCUUGAACCAACACAACCUAAAGAGCAGAAAGUUUUUUCACCCAAAAAAAAAACCUCACAACAACAACAAAAAAGGAAGAAAAGAAAACGUUGUCAUCAUGGACGGGAUAAAGUUCGGACACGCGUGGCUUGUGUGCACCUUGCUGCUCUGCGUAUUGCAACUGUGCCGAGCGUCGGUGACGGUCAACGUGGCUCCGAAAGUGGAAGUGUUGAAGGACGAGACUGCCAAGCUGCCCUGCACGUACACCGUCUCGCCGUCGUCUAGCAACACCAUCGUGGAGUGGCACAUCGAGAUUCAGGGAAACAGGAAGCGCGUGGCUUACCGCACGCAGGGCGGCGAGGCCAAAAGCGACAAGGACACGCCCCUGAGCGGCCGCGUCAGCAUCAGCGAGGACUCCACCUUAACCAUCGCGUCGGUCCAACCCUCCGAUGGACUCGUCUUCUUCUGCUCGGUCACCGCCGGACCUGCUGGCAAUGGAGAAGCCUCCACUAUGCUCAAAGUAUUCUUUGCUCCAGAGAAGCCCACCCUCACACAAGCGUCAAGCCAAGCCAUUUCUGUGGGACAGCCGGAUAGCUCUGAGAUUGGUAGCUGCUUGACAAUGAAUGGGCACCCGCAGCCAAGGAUCAUCUGGUUUAAAGAUGGCCAGCCCCUUGCGGAGGUCAAGGACAAGAAAGAAAAGACCUACAUGGUUCCGUCGCUGGUGAAGGAGGCCUCGGGCCUGUACACCGUCAGAAGCACCCUCUACAUGCAGCCCACCAAGGCCGACAAGGACUCGGUGUUCCAGUGCACGGUGGAGUACAGCAUGCCGGGGGACCAGAUCAAGCAGAAGAAGUCCGACACUAUCAACCUCAACCUCAACUACCCCUCCGAGACGGCGACGUUUACACUUCUCAACCCCGGCGCCGUCAAAGAGGGUGACAACGUCACCAUGAAGUGCGAGACAGAUGGAAACCCUCAGCCCGAGUUUGACUUCACCAAAGACGACAAGGUCGUCUUCGGCCAGGGUGGCCUCCUGACCUUGAAAUCCGCCAAGCGCACCGAUGCCGGCGUGUACACAUGCAAGGCCAUCGACUUCGACAACCUCGAAGCCGACCUGACGGGCGAGAUCACCCUCAGCGUGCACUACAUUGAUCCGAUGAGUGUGACUCCGGCGAAGCCUCAGGUUGUCAUGCUUGGAGACAGUGUGGAGUGGCAGUGUAAGACCAAAGCCUCUGCCCCACAUACGGUGCAAUGGAAAAAGGGUUCCGAGGUUCUCUCUCAGGACGGGACCCUCUCGAUAACGGCCGACUCAUACGAGAAAGACGGAGAGUACAGGUGCGUCGGGGCCGUGCCGUCCGUGCCGGGACUGAUGGACCAGGCUAGCGCCACCCUCACCAUUAAAGGAAAGCCCGUGAUCGAAACGCCGGUCGGCGGGGAGGUAUCCAACGAAGGAGAUGCGGUAUCCCUCAGAUGCUCCGCCUACGGCUCCCCAGUUCCACAGUUCAACUGGAAGCCCACCGGAAAAGAGUCCGUGACGGUGGAGGGCAACAAGGUGGUGAGCACCGUCGUCCUGGCGGCCAGCGCCGCCGUCAUGAAGGACGGCGUGACCUGCGAGGUGGCCAACGAGUACGGCACCGAUAGCAAGACCUUCAGCGUGUCUCUCAAAAGAGCUAUUCAAAACUCCGCCGACAGAGCUGAUCAGCAGCAGGGCGGUUCCAGCGGGGUGGUGAUAGCCGUGGUGGUGUGCGUGCUGCUGCUCCUGCUGUUGGUGGCUCUCAUCUACUUCCUCAACAAGAAGAGUAAGCUGCCCUGCGCCAAGAAAGACAAGAAGGAAGUGGCGGACGCAGAAGUGAACAAUGACAUUGUAGUGGAAAUGAAGACGGACAAGGCCAACGAAGAAGCCGGUCUCCUUCACAAGAGACCGCCUGCAGAACAGUGCUGAACGAAGAGUGGCAGAGGGACCAAGGGAAGAAGCUUGACAGUUAUGAAGAAAAAAAAAAACAGCACCGAUUUGUAUUCGCUACGCUUUUAAAGGGGGGGGGGGCAGAGGCCCAAACUGCCAUACCCCCCCAUCACCUCUCCAAUUCGCGCCGCAUGUGUGGCAUCACUAAAUGACGCUUUUGUGAACGAAUCACAACUUUUGAUGAUUCCCUGGCAGAGUAGUGGAAUGCUGUGGCAUCAAAAGUAUUUAAAAAUUCGAAUGGCAUCAUCACACGGCGACUACUAUUGUGCCUCGGAGCCUGCACUUCAAACAAAUCGCGCAGCGCAUGUGUGAAAUUAGGGGGACGCUCCGUCUUUUUCCCACCUCUGUAAUCAUGACUGUCCUGCUUCUGAAUCGAGCACACCGCGUUACAUUUCUGCACUGCUUCAUGACAACAUCACACUAAUGUACACUGUUUUCAUAAGUAGCCCAAUUGUUACUUCAACCAUGUGUGAAUCCGGCCUAAAACACCGACACCUUUUUUUGUUUGUUUGUUUUGGGACAACGGAUCAUUCUGCUGAACAACGUGUGGACUUCAAGAGGUAUUUUGUGUGAAAUUUUAGAAUCAAGGUCGAUUUUAGUAACCACACGAAUAUAAUCUUUGAUCCCAAGGUACACCCAAAAGUUGAACAAAAACAAAAUAUUGGUGUUUUAGUGCCAGUGGAUUUGUCUUGGGAGACCCCUGCAAAUGGCUAAAAUGGCUGCCAGAAGCACAAAAAAAAAUGUUGGGAAAAAAAUGGGCAUGGCUUCUUAAUAAUUUGGCUAACAGGACUGAAUUUGUAUUUUUUUUUAUACUGAGAAAAAAAUUAAGGUAGCAUUGAGAGAAUUUUGGCAAAGCCUUCAAAAUGGUUUAUUUUGCCCCCCCCCUGAGGAUUUUAUUAAUUGGUUGCUUGCCUUUUUUUUUUGUGAGGUCAGAGGUCAGAAAAAAUAUCUACAUUUAGUUUGUCCAUUUUUUUCCCCUUUGACUGUCUCUUUUUAAUCAAAUUUUUAAUUCUAAAACCCGAUUACCGUAGGUGUGAGCUGCAGCCAUUUUUUCUUUUUUUUUUUAAUCACGAUUAAACCAUUCAGAAGGCCAACUGAAAUUGCAGGGAUGAGGGGUGAGGAGAAGCUGGAACAAUCACUCGUCAUUUGAGGGGCCAGCAGUUAUGAAGGGAAGGGAGUCAAAUGUGGGGUUUUUUUCUGCUGGAUGGAUUUUUUUUUUAACACAUCAGAAAAUGUCACAGCAGUAAAUCGGGGAAGCUGAUUUGAUUUUUUCUGGAGGUGAUGGGAUACUGAUGAUCUGUGCUCUCUGAUAGCAGCUUGUCGUGGCCUUUGACUUUUGUUGUACACUGGAACUAACGGCUUUGAGUUAAAAAUACAAAAAAAAAAAAAAGGGUCACUUCAAUCCAUCAUCUGAUUUUGGAUUUCAGUGUGUGUCUACUGAUCUUGACUGUUAGCAAAGCUGGCUUGAACUCCCGAGUGUUUGUUCUCGUUUUAUUAUUCACUGUUUUAUAUCCAAUGAUGUGCAUGUUGCUUCCUUUUUUUUUUUU